Biomphalaria glabrata is the source of this 1274-nucleotide messenger RNA. RefSeq lists its product as uncharacterized. NCBI's taxonomy places the organism in Eukaryota, Metazoa, Mollusca, Gastropoda, Planorbidae. The record is from RefSeq and is a predicted model, not a curated record. The coding region runs from base 248 to 1216 and encodes 322 amino acids. The transcript is spliced from 2 exons.
CAGCAGAGAACACAAACGAAAUCCUAUUGACUGGCGCGAUCUCUGUCGUCAAGAUCAAGGUUUAGUUUGGAUAAAAACGCUCUAUGCAUGGGCGAAAUUUAGGCUAACAUUAUUGACAAGAUGUGCUGUAAUUUGCGGGGUUCAAGAUGGAGGUCUUAAGAUUGGAUAGUCUUCAAGAUGGCAUUUGUAUAAGACCAGUAGAGAUUCAAACAGUAAAGCUAGUCUGACUAAUCAAAUUACCAGAACUAUGACAAGCAAGCAGAAGCACAGUGAUGCAGCUGACACAAACUUACCUGAGGAGCCCCAAUCUGAUUACCACUUCAGGGGACUAAUGAGGUGGUCAAACAUGACCCCUUGCUUUGGUCAAUUUUGCGGUGAGUCAUCCUUCAUAGGACGAAUAACACGAUUAGUCUCACCUUUGAAAAAUCAAACCUGCCUGGGCAACAAUUAUAACGAUUCCCAUUCAUCCAGACAAAAGUCCACCAACAAGUGCCCCAUUAUUUUAUCACCUUGGCGAGCCAAAAAGCUGUGGAAACUAAUGCUAGCUAAAAGCCGCUUCGUCCACAGCUUUGCAAGCGCCCAAGAAAAGGGCUUCAGUUCCGAGUGCUCGCCCGCAGUUUUGGACAUGUUUCCUCUGAGGUCGCUCGUCUCUCGCUGGGAGCACUUCAUGAAGAACCUCUUCACCGUCACGCGGUUCAAAUACGUGUACCCAAUCAUGUGGGGUCAGGACGAGGCGUUGCAAAAGCCUGCCCAUGCCAGCAAGUCCAAAGAAAUUGAGAAAAAAGAUCAAUCCAAGGGUAAGCCCAAAGCGCGAGAUUCAGAUCAGCCAAAGAAGAUUGAUCAGGAAAGGCCGACACGCAACAUAACCAAGCAGAAACCAAAAGCACAAGGUCGAAGAGAGAGAUCGGAGUCUGGCAGCAGUGACAGAGCAUCAAGCUUCAGCUCCACGGUAAGUGACUAUUCUAGAAAAAAGUGGACAAGCCCUAAACGUGUCAGCAAGAGAGCCUCUGACCGUCCAAGUCACACGUAUAGGAAAAGACCUCGCCGAGUAAAAGAAGUCAGAAGGAGAAGGUCGAGACCCAGGUCCAGGUCGAGAAAGAAAGCCAAGAAGAGAGUCAGCAGAAGAAAGAAGCCAGCGCAAAGAAAACGUCCAAGGGCGAGCAAGAAAAAGGCUUCACGGGGUAGAAAAAGAAAAACCAAAUCCAAGAGGCGUUAAACUCUGCCAGUCAUGUUUGCUUCCACAACAGUGUUUCAUUAAAUCCAUAACGCCAUGA